This is a messenger RNA of Amborella trichopoda, 4354 nucleotides long. Its product is annotated as Phox (PX) domain-containing protein. The record is from RefSeq and is a predicted model, not a curated record. Gene Ontology annotation, molecular function: phosphatidylinositol phosphate binding. NCBI's taxonomy places the organism in Eukaryota, Viridiplantae, Streptophyta, Magnoliopsida, Amborellales, Amborellaceae. Gene Ontology annotation, cellular component: intracellular membrane-bounded organelle.
UCUUCAUUUUUGUCAAUUACAUUGUAAACGAGGGUUUAACCGAACGAGAGGGAAAGAGAGAGAAUUGCAGGUUCCAAGAGCGAAGAAAAUUUAAAUUUCGUCCCCAAAAUCUACAGGUCUUAUCUACCAGUCUCUCUCUCUCACCCCUGCAUCUUUCAAUCUGCGUUUAUUUUCGGUAAAUUACAAAAACCAGAUCGGUUCAUGGCAACAACUCUGAAGAAAUUGCAGAGAAAUCAAUGGAAGUAGUUGUUGGGAUAUUAGAAUAGCAGUUUGUAUUCCACAUGGAGCCCUGAUUUUCAUCGUCUUGGUGGAAACGCCCUUUCAAGUUGGGUUUGUUUAUGCUGCUCUAACAUUGAAAUUGCGAAGAAAUUUCACUUCUAAAGUUCCCGUUUUUUUUUUUUGGGUAUACGAUUAAGGAAUCAAAUCUAUGUGGAUUGAAUCGACUGCUUGCCUCUCUUUGUACUUGGUAUACUUUCAGAUUUCAUGUGGUGAGAAACAGAGAAGUGGUUAAUUGAUUUCUUUUCAACUGCUUAUCAAAAUUUUGUCCCAGAAAAAAAAAAGAAGAAAUUCAUUUGGGCAGCUUAGCAAUGCACUUAUCUUUCUCAGCCCAAUGAGAAUAGUCUUCGGAUUCAUUGAGUUUUUCAGGGAUAAAGGAAGAAGUGAGUUUUUUCAUUUUCUUACUCCUAUUUACAAGUUUUAUGGCUGAAAACCAUGAAAGCAUAAUCAAGGAUUGAAAGAAAGGAAAGAAAUCCCUGGACGGGUCUGUUCAAGUGAACAUGCAUUUGAUUCAGCAAUAACCAUGAUCAAUGGUGAGGAUAUCAGCUCAGACUCAUUAGGCAUCACCUAUGUUGAUUUAUGAUCCCUCACUAUGGUUGGAUAAAAAGAUGGAUACUUUGUCACCCAGAACAGUUCACAUUGAAUCACCAGAUUCAUCAAAUUAUUCUUCUUGUGGAGAGUCAGAAUUAGAUAGAUAUUGUAGUGCAAAUUCUUUGGCAGGAUCUUUUGGGACCUGCAAUGACUUCUUGGGUUCGGAAACUGGGUCCGUCAAGAGCUUUCAAGGAAGUUUUAGAUUGGACCGAUCUUUGAAUCAUGGAUAUGAAAGCGAGGGUUCAUAUCACCCAAGAAAUACGGGAGAAUUUGAUAAUUCAGAGUUGGGUGUUACGAGGUCGACUGGUUUUGAGGUUCAGUCUAGUUUGGGGCCAGAAUUGUCAGAGGAAAUGAGCAGGGGCUAUUUGGACAAUGAUAACACCAUGGGAGCUAGAUCGGGAUCAGAAGAGGUGUCGCUAGGUACUGGAAAUGAUUUGAAUAAUUCGUCGAAUUCCCAUGAUGAUGUUGCUUUCGAGGCUGUGCACACAGAUGCUUCUUUGGGAAGAAAUGCUGAGAUGGGUUCUUUCAUGGAUGUAUCAUCACAACAUGGCAAUGGAAUUGAUGGGUCAUCGACCUCCAGAAAGAAGAUGGGUAUAUGUGUUGGAUCCAGCACAGGAACACCUUCCAUGUCUGGUAACUCUUCUCAAUGUGGUAGUGUCGAGGACUUGGGUUCAGAACUCGAUUAUGGGACUGAUGAAGAAAAUAGGGUUUAUGCACAUGCUACUUGUAGCAGCUUUCGACAAAUAAAGGAAAAAGAGAACCCAUUGCUUAUGAAUUCUGCUGUGGCCUUUGGUUGCGAUGAUUGGGAUGAAUUUGAACUAGAGACUGGGGAAAAUGGCUUAAAAGUGCUGACUUUGCUUACACCUGAAACUUUUCAGAUGCAGAAAGAGCAAGCAGUUGCUGAACAAAACCCACCUGAGAUAUCAAAUAUCUUAUGCCCUGGUGAAGAUCCUAUGCUGCAGAGAUUUGGUUGUGCUAGCACAAGUGACUUUAAAACACUUGACCCAGAGGAAUACAAUGUACGAGAUAUAUCUGUGGCUAGCUAUGAGGCACAAUUGAAUGAAGAAUCUCGCCCUCUCAAAUGCUCAUGUGUCUCUAAUGUUCAUGAGGAAAACAAGGAAUUUAUGACUUUUGGACAUGCAAAAAAUCUAACCAGUUCUCAUGCAAGCUAUGAGGCACAAUUGAAUGGAGAGUCUUGCCUUCUCAAAUACUCAAGUGUCUCUAAUAAUCAUGAGGAAAACAAGGAAUUUAUGAUUGUUGGGCGUGCAAAAAUUCUAACCAGCUCUCCUGCAAGCAACCCUUCAAAUUCUCAUUCUCUGAAUCCUCAUGCUGAAUUAUAUGCUACAGAGAAUGCUGAGGAAGGUUUGGAUUCAUCCUCUCCACCAAAAGUUAUCAUGAAAAUCAAGGAUUGUGUUGCAGAAAGGGAGCUUCGAUGUAUAACUGAGGAAGCAAUUAGUAGUGUUGAAAUUCCAGAAAUAGAGCCCUUGGGUACAUUGCUAGUUGCUGUGGACCCCCUUUCUGAUAUUAUUGUUGCUUCAGGUGACAAGUUGAAAGGAGUGGAUGCUGGGUUUCAAGUGAGCAAUCCCCCAUUGCUGUGGAGAGAUAGACCUUUAGAUGCUUGGCUCAAAGGAAUGGCAGAGGAAUCUGUUGGCAUCGGUAAGGAAGACCUUGUUCCUGAUGAGGCCAAAUCACUUGAGGCAUUUGAGUUUUAUGAUGAGAUGGUUCAUGAAAUGGAGGACAUUUUACUUGACUCAGGAGAUUCUCAUGGAGCUAGGUUUCCUCAAGGAAAUCGUGGGUUGUUGCCCCAGCGAUCUCAGCCGUGUAGAGAUGGCAGUUUAACUGCUUCUGCUUCGGGGAAUGAUGAUGCUAACCCAUUCUUGCAGUCUCCCCUAAAGAUUGAUUGGGUUGAAGUAGUCGGAGCAAGGCAGCAGAAGGGAGAAGUUUCCUUUGGGGAGAGAUUAGUUGGUGUCAAGGAAUACACAGUAUAUAGAUUGAGAGUGUGGAGUGGCAAAGAUCAGUGGGAGGUGGAGCGCAGAUAUCGUGAUUUCUAUACUCUUUAUCGCCAAUUGAAAUCAUCCUUCAGUGGUCAUGGACUUAGUCUUCCAUCUCCUUGGUUAACAGUUGAACAGGAAUCCCGGAAAAUAUUUGGAAAUGCUUCUCCUGACGUUGUCAGUGAAAGAAGUACCCUUAUUCAAGCUUGUAUAAGGUCCAUUCUACAUAUAAAAGCCCCAUUUGGAACACCACCUUUAAUUUGGUUUUUGGCUCCUCCAAGGAUGGUGUAUAAUUCCUCAACUGCUAACGGCUUGUCUACUGUCUCUGAAGGCAAAUUUUCAAUUCCAGCUCAUGAGGAGUACAUUGAAGGUUCUCCCAAUUUGGGGAAGACCAUAAGCCUUAUCGUGGAAAUACAGUCUCGUAAAUCUAUGAAACAGCUGCUUGAAGUUCAGUUGUACACAUGCGCAGGAUGCUACAAACACAUUGAUGGUGGAAAGUCCCUAUUGCAAGACUUUGUACGGACAAUUGGUUGGGGGAAACCUCGACUUUGCGAGUAUACUGGUCAAUUAUUUUGCACUUAUUGUCAUACAAAUGACACUGCAGUGCUUCCAGCAAGAGUUUUGCAACUCUGGGACUUCUCUCAACUUCCAGUUUCUCAGUUAGCAAAAGCUUAUCUUGACUCUAUCUAUGACCAGCCCAUGUUAUGCAUUAGUGCAGUCAAUCCCUUCCUUUUCUCGAAAGUUCCUGCUUUACUCCAUGUUAUGGGGAUCAGGAAGAAAAUUGGAGCAAUGAUGGGAUGCGUUCGCUGCCCUUUUCAAAGGUCAAUUCAGAGAAGUCUUGGAUAUCGCAGAUACCUUCUUGAAAUCAAUGAGUUCUUUGCUCUUCGUGACCUUGUAGAUCUCUCCAAAGGGGCAUUUGCAGUGCUGCCUGACUUGAUGGAGACUCUAUCAAAAAGAAUUUUGGAUCACAUCACACAGCAAUGCCUUGUGUGUUGUGACAUAGGUGAACCAUGUGGUGCACGACUGGCUUGCGAGGAUCCCUCUUCUCUUAUAUUCCCCUUUCAGGAUAGUGAAGUAAAGAGAUGUAGGUCUUGUGGUUUAUCAUUUCAUGAAUCAUGCUUGAGGAGGAUCGCGGGCUGUCCUUGUGGGGCCCUCGGGGAUGUUGGGCCAGCCAAAUUAGUGAGCCGUGGGGCCCGAGAGGAGAUGGAGUGUGGUUCUUUUGGUCUAAGCAUGAGGAAACCAGAGUCUGGGAAAGGAUUCUUCUCUUCCCUCUUCUCAAAGGCAAAGCAUGAGGGCAUAUGGAAAUCAACAAGGGACAAUGAUCCGGUUAUUCUUAUGGGCUCUUUACCUAGCACAUCUCUGUAAGGUUUGUUGAGUAAAUUACAAUAUGUAUUCUUUUUAACCUACUAACAAAUGGAAAAAGAGCUAUUGCCUUUUCGUUGUGGAAAACUCGUGAUUCACUGUAAUUGUAUGGGAGUAUUCUGUAAGCUGUGCAA